GUGGCCAAAAACCCAAAUAUCCUGGAAAGGGGGCCGGGGUCUCAGAAUGCAGGCUGUCCAGCCCACAGAGGGAAAAAGGAAGACGGCCUCUGAGGGCAUGUGGGCUGGUGUUUCCCCAGAGUCUGCCCUGUCCCUGGAGGCUAGGGAGUGUGAGGUCACCCACUUUUCUUCUCUGCCCCUCCAGCUUGCCUGGCCCUCAAGUCCCAUCCUCAUCAUGGCUCCUGGAGAGAAGAUCAAAGCCAAAAUCAAGAAGAAUCUGCCUGUGACGGGGCCCCAGGCACCUACCAUAAAAGAGCUGAUGCGGUGGUACUGCCUCAACACCAACACCCACGGCUGCCGCCGCAUCGUGGUGUCCCGCGGCCGCCUGCGGCGCCUGCUCUGGGUUCUCUUCACGCUGACGGCCGUGGCCCUCAUUUUCUGGCAAUGUGCCCUCCUCAUCUCCUCCUUCUACACCGUCUCCGUCUCCAUCAAGGUCCACUUCCAGAAGCUGGAUUUUCCUGCCGUCACCAUCUGCAACAUCAACCCUUACAAGUACAGUGCAGUGCGGGACCUUCUAGCUGAUUUGGAACAGGAGACUAGAACGGCCUUGAAGAACCUGUACGGCUUUCCAGAGAAUAAGUCUCGAAAACGCCGAGAGGCAGAGUCUUGGACCUCGGCUUGGGAGGGCACACGGCCCAAAUUCCUCAAACUGGUCCCACUGCUGGCUUUCAGCCAGGAUGAGACCAGCAAGGCCAGGGACUUCCUCACAGGGCGGAAGCGGAAAGUCAGUGGGAGCAUCAUUCACAAGGCAUCAGAUGUCAUGCAUGUCCACGAGUCCAAGGAGGUGGUGGGAUUCCAACUGUGUUCAAAUGACACGUCCAAAUGUGCCGUCUACACCUUCAGCUCAGGGGUCAAUGCCAUCCAGGAGUGGUAUAAGCUGCACUACAUGAACAUCAUGGCACAGGUCCCUCUGGAGAAGAAAAUCAACAUGAGCUACUCUGCUGAGGAGCUGCUGGUUACCUGCUUCUUUGAUGGCAUGUCCUGCGAUGCCAGAAACUUCACGCUUUUCCACCAUCCAAUGUAUGGGAAUUGCUACACGUUCAACAACAGAGAAAAUGAGACUAUCCUCAGCACCUCUAUGGGGGGCAGUGAAUACGGGCUGCAGGUGAUCUUGUACAUCAACGAAGAGGAGUACAAUCCCUUCCUGGUGUCCUCCACUGGGGCUAAGGUGAUUGUGCAUCGGCAGGAUGAAUACCCCUUCAUUGAGGACAUAGGAACAGAGAUCGAGACGGCAAUGGCCACCUCCAUAGGCAUGCAUCUGACGGAGUCCUUCAAGCUGAGUGAACCCUACAGCCAGUGCACAGAGGACGGGAGUGACGUGCCGAUCAGUAAUAUCUACAAUGCUGCAUACUCCCUCCAGAUCUGCCUUCACUCAUGCUUCCAGACAAAGAUGGUGGAGAAAUGUGGGUGCGCCCAGUAUAGCCAGCCGCUACCUCCAGCAGCCAACUACUGCAACUACCAGCAGCACCCCAACUGGAUGUAUUGCUACUACCAGCUGCACCAGGCCUUUGUCCGGGAAGAGCUGGGCUGCCAGUCGGUAUGCCGGGAAGCCUGCAGCUUUAAGGAGUGGACACUGACCACCAGUCUGGCACAGUGGCCAUCCGAGGUUUCUGAGAAAUGGUUGCUGCCCGUUCUCACUUGGGACCAAGGCCAGCAAAUAAAGAAAAAACUCAACAAGACGGACUUGGCCAAACUCUUGAUAUUCUACAAAGACCUGAACCAGAGAUCCAUCAUGGAGAGCCCUGCCAACAGUAUCGAGAUGCUUCUGUCCAACUUCGGUGGCCAGUUGGGCCUGUGGAUGAGCUGCUCCGUCGUCUGUGUCAUUGAGAUCAUUGAGGUCUUCUUUAUUGACUCUUUCUCCAUCAUUGCCCGCCGCCAGUGGCAUAAAGCUAAGGAAUGGUGGGCCCGGAGGCACGCUCCCCCUGGCCCUCAGGGCCAGGACAACCUGGGCCUCGAUAUAGACGAUGACCUGCCCACGUUCACCUCCGCGCUGCGCCUGCCUCCAGCCCCAGGCACCGAGGUGCCCGGCACACCGCCUCCCAGAUACAACACACUGCGUUUGGAGAGGGCCUUCUCUGACCAGCUCACAGACACCCAGAUGCCGGCGGAGUCCUGAGGCGGGGAGGGGAAGAGAGAUGUAGCUAGGAGCCCAGCCACAGUCUGAGAACUCAGACCGUGUCUCCUGCACAUGGAGGGGACCCUUGGCACCCCCUCUGGCUAGGCUUUUAGAGACAUUGACUAAAAAUCUGCUUUGAACAACAACAUGGGGCCUGGGUGUGUGCAGGAGACCCCUUGGGCCCUGACCGGCAACCCUCAGCCAUCCAGGUGAGAAAGAUCCGGCAGCCCAAACCCCUCCCACAUCUGCUAUGGAGAGAGAUGGGGGCCGAGGAGAUGGCGUCCGCCCAGACAAAAGCCAGAAGUGAAGGCUGACGGCACUUUCACCAGGUCUUGAAAGAGAAAGACUCCUCCAAAGCCCCAAGCCCAGGGUUUCACCCACUCCCCUGGGCUGGGGCCCAAGGACGUGCCCUUAGGUAUCAAGGCCAGACAACCACUGCCUAGUGCCAAAGACAGGAGGAAGCACCAGCCCUGGAGCUGGUGCUGUUUGUGAAUAAACUGUUCUUAGUUGUUGA
Prionailurus viverrinus (fishing cat) is the source of this 2669-nucleotide messenger RNA. It is a transcript of the gene SCNN1G, whose product is annotated as sodium channel epithelial 1 subunit gamma. The record is from RefSeq and is a predicted model, not a curated record. The transcript is spliced from 12 exons. Bases 47 to 2155 code for a protein of 702 amino acids. Gene Ontology annotation, biological process: sodium ion transmembrane transport. NCBI's taxonomy places the organism in Eukaryota, Metazoa, Chordata, Mammalia, Carnivora, Felidae. Gene Ontology annotation, molecular function: ligand-gated sodium channel activity. Gene Ontology annotation, cellular component: membrane.